This is a messenger RNA of Salvelinus fontinalis (brook trout), 5672 nucleotides long. It is a transcript of the gene hecw2a, whose product is annotated as HECT, C2 and WW domain containing E3 ubiquitin protein ligase 2a. The transcript has 30 exons. The record is from RefSeq and is a predicted model, not a curated record. Gene Ontology annotation, molecular function: ubiquitin-protein transferase activity; protein binding. The coding region runs from base 879 to 5462 and encodes 1527 amino acids. Lineage: Eukaryota; Metazoa; Chordata; Actinopteri; Salmoniformes; Salmonidae. Gene Ontology annotation, biological process: regulation of dendrite morphogenesis.
CUGUUAGACAAACGACUCAUAGGCUAACUGCAAUAAUUAGGUAGGCUACGUUUGCCAUCUUACUCUGUAGGUUUGGCUUCAAACCUGUAUUGCUUGUGGGAUAGGGCGUUCGGGAUUUGAGCAUCUGCUGGCAGGGAAGAUGAUUCGGACAGUAUGGCUGAGUGUGUGGAAUACGCAUUGCGAUGCAAAACCAUAGAAGGCUAUACAUUGAAAAGACGACAAAACGAACGUUGUGGUCGUAAUAAUAAGGGGAAAUUGUGUUUCUAGCGCGCACCUUUAGACACUGACAGCCUGCUACAAGAAGGCCGUCCAGCCUUCGCAGCCUAAACAUUUCACGCCAACAUUACUGCCAACCGGAGGGGAGAUACCGACGCUAUACAUGACUCACACCCAGGCUGCCUCUACAUAUUUGGCCUGGACUUGUGUCCCCUAAAGCGGUAUCCCGCCUGUCCAUAAAUCCGAGACUGCACAGAGAGUCUUGAGCUCUCUGUCUCGAUCGUUGCUUGUUGGACAGCGUAAAGUAGCAGAGUGGACAACGCUGGCUGUCUUUGCUCCUGGAUUGUUCACUGCACUCCAGGAAUAAUUUUUUACAUUGGCCAGAGAGAGCUUGGUCAGAACUUUAGGUACAACACACCGCAGAGCUUUUAUGGAAGGAUUACUUCUGCAGCCUCCACAUGAAACAUUAUUGACACCACCAUCUGAAAGCUAAAGCUGUAGCAAUCUACCAUAGUUAAGUGUCCGAGGUAGACCGCAUCUUUGAAGCGUAACCCAACCACUAAGAUCAAGGGUUUCCGGUUAUCUAACCCCCACCAACCUUUUGCCAGCUCCUGUAACUACAACUCCAAACUUCCUGCUUUGGCCUUUCCCCCGCAGCCACCAUGCGUCCCUCACUUGCCACAGCGGUCCUUCCAAGGACCCGUAACCAUCCCCAUACGGCCCACCCCCACAAUGCACACGGAUUGCCCGGACACUUGGGACGGGAGAACCUGUCAGCGCCUCGGAGGCGCAGCCCGCACCUGCGACACACACUCAGCCCGGAGAACCUUCGGAGCCUGGUAGAGCGUGGUGGCGCCGCCGGGGACAUGGCUUCCGUGGUGAGUAGCCCCAUGGGCCUCCCGAGGGCCAACAGUGACACGGACCUGGUGACGUCGCAGAGCCGCUCGUCGCUGACGGCGUCCACGCUGGAGUUCACGCUGGGGAGGGGCGAGAACCUGGUCAUCUCCUGGGACAUCAAGGAGGAGGUGGAUGCCACCGACUGGAUUGGCCUCUACCACAUCGAUGAGACCAGCCCGUCUAAUGUGUGGGACUGUAAGAAUCGCGGGGUGAAUGGGACACAGAGGGGCCAGAUUGUCUGGAGACUGGAGCCUGGUCCUUACUUCAUGGACGCUGAGACCAAGAUCUGCUUCAAGUACUACCACGGUGUCAGUGGAGCCCUGAGAGCAACCACCCCCUGCAUCACUGUGAAGAACCCUGGAGUCCUGGGAGAAGGUCAAAGUGAGGGGCUGUCAUCCACAGAUCAUCCUCGCAAACUAAUCAGCUUUACUUUAACAGAUAUGCGUGCGGUGGGGCUGAAGAAGGGUAUGUUCUUCAACCCGGAUCCCUACCUGAAGAUGUCCAUCCACCCCGGGAAGAGGAGCGGCUUCCCCACCUUCAGCCACCACGGACAGGAGAGACGCUCCGCCAUCAUCGCCAACACCACCAACCCUAAGUGGCACAGAGAGAAAUACACUUUCGUAGCACUGAUGACAGACAUUCUGAACAUCGAGGUGAAGGACAAGUUUGCCAAAAGUCGACCAAUCAUCAAGCGCUUCCUUGGUCAGCUGACCAUUCCUGUCCAGAGGUUGAUUGAGAAGAUACCUGGUGUCCAGCCUCUGAGCUUCUCUCUGUGUCGACGGUUGCCCACUGAGCAUGUGAGUGGCCAGAUGCAGUUCAAAGUGGAGCUUACAUCCACUGGGCCUGACGGGGCCUCACUAGACUUUAUCAUCGGUGUGCCCAAUAACGGGACCCCGGGGACUCCGUCAGAUGACGAGGAUAUGCCCCACCCACUCCCGGGGGUGGUCACUGGAGGCCCCUCCCCUACUGGCUCUCUGGGCUCACAGAGGUCCUGGGAAGGUGGGGCCACAGCUUAUCCAGUCCCAGACUACAGGGACUUCAGCGGUACAGAGGGCGGAACCACAGAGGGCGAAUCCUACUCUGGCCCUCAACGGCUGCAGAGGUCCCUAAGUGAAGGCCUGGAUGCCAUCGAGGCCCCCAAGGGUCCCGGAGACAGGCCCCUAGGCGCUGCCUCCCCGAAGCUGCGGUCUAGCUUUCCUACUCACACACGUCUCAGCGCCAUGCUGCACAUUGACUCGGACGAAGAAGAGGAGCGCUCCGGGUCCACCGACAUCUACCCGGUGCCCGGGUCCCCCCUGCUGCUCAACGGGGGCCAUGAAGAAGAUCUCUUCCCAGAGCUACAACAGGACUCUGACACUGAGCAGCCGCAGCCCAGGGUGGAGGGUGAUGAACAGGAGGGGGUACAGGGGGAAGAAUGCGCCACUGGUGGUGAAUCUUAUGUGGCCCCUGAGUUAGACCUGGCCCUCGACUUGGAAGACGCCUCCGAGCCUGAUGUUUUCUCAGAGGUGGAGGAAGUUCCUUUCUUCUCAGAGGUGCUGUCCCAGAGUCUUUUGGCUGAGGUCCUGGAGGUGCCAGAAGAGGGCCAGGGGCCCGCUGACGACCCCUCGUCGGAGAUUGACACAUGCUCCAUGGCAACAGCCCCACAGACAUUCAUCUCUUCCUCAGAGAGUUGCCCAAUCACGAUGUUCACAGCUCAGGAGGCGGAUGCAGGGGCAGAAGCUGCCAUUGACCCAGGAGGAGAUACCAUCACCGACAACCCACCCACCAGUCAGCAUGUAGACGAUGAGGGAGACGGGCAGACGCCAGCCAAUGAGGUUGAAGGAGAUGCUCCGUCAGCCAAUGAGCCAGGAGAGGAGAUAAGUGAGCUUAGGCGGAGCUUGCAGGCAUCUGGGGCGGUGUCCCAGGAUGAGGUGGGGGAGGAGCCAAGGCCAGCGGGGGAUGCAGGAUCUGUGGAGUCAGAUGCAGUUGCCACGGAGACGGAUGGAGAGGAUGGUGCUCAAGUGAACGGUCACCCCGUGCACUCGCUCCCCACAGUGCGCCAUGACAUCCACCGAUACCAACGAGUGGACGAACCCUUACCUCCUAACUGGGAGGCGAGGAUCGAUAGUCACGGUCGUAUUUUCUUUGUCGAUCAUGUGAACCGGACCACCACGUGGCAGCGCCCCACCGGACCACCCGCCCCCCAGGGCCUGACCCGCUCCAACUCCAUCCAACAGAUGGAGCAACUCAACCGCAGGUAUCAGAGCAUAAGAAGGACGAUGACCAGUGAGAGGUCCGAGGAGAACACAGUUGACCUCCCGCCAGAGCUCACAGAGAGUGACCUUCUACCCCAGACCAUCCCUGAGUACAGGAGAGAGAGUGCGGUGGGUCACUCCAGCUCCCGGUCGCGUCUCUCUCUGCUGCUCCAGUCCCCCAGCGCAAAGUUCCUGUGCAGCCCAGACUUCUUCACCAUGCUGCAUUCUACCCCUAGUGCCUACCGCAUGUUUUUGAGCAACACUUGCCUGAAGCACAUGAUCAGUAAGGUGCGUCGGGACGCCCACCACUAUGAGCGCUACCAGCACAACAGGGACCUGGUGGCCUUUCUCAACAUGUUCACUAACAAACAACUGGAGCUACCCAGGGGCUGGGAGAUGAAGCACGACCAGUCCGGCAAGCCCUUCUUUGUGGAUCACAAUCGUCGUUCCACAACCUUCAUCGACCCGCGGUUCCCCCUUCAGAGUGCACGCUCCACUGGCCUGUUGACCCACCGCCAGCACCUCAGCCGCCAACGCAGCCACAGCGCAGGCGAGGUGGUAGAUGACACGCGAAACUCCAACCCACCUGUCAUGCCCCGCCCCUCCAGCACCUUCAGUGGGUCCACUCGCAAUCAAUACCAGGACCUGGUGCCUGUGGCCUACAAUGACAAGAUUGUGGCGUUUCUACGGCAACCCAACAUCAUUGAGAUCCUGCAGGAGAGGCAACCAGAACUCGUCAGGAACCACUCACUCAAGGAAAGGUUACAGUUCAUUCGCAGCGAGGGUGUUUCUGGGCUUGCUCGUCUCUCUAGCGAUGCUGACCUAGUCAUUUUGCUCAGCCUGUUUGAUGAGGAGGUCAUGUCCUAUGUGCCACCUGCUGCCUUACUGCACCCUAGCUACUGCUCCUCCCCUCAAAGCUCCCCUGGUACUCAGAGAGCUAAUGCACGUGCCCCUGCCCCGUACAAACGUGACUUUGAGGCCAAACUGAGAAACUUCUAUCGCAAGCUGCAGACAAAGGGCUAUGGCCAGGGACCUGGGAAAGUCAAAUUGAUCGUUCGCAGAGAUCACCUGUUGGAGGAUGCCUUCAAUCAGAUCAUGUGCUACUCCCGCAAAGACCUGCAGAGGAGUAAGCUGUAUGUCAGCUUUGUGGGAGAGGAAGGGCUGGACUACAGCGGCCCUUCGAGGGAGUUCUUCUUCUUGGUGUCAAGGGAGUUGUUUAACCCUUACUACGGUCUGUUUGAGUACUCCGCCAACGACACCUACACUGUGCAGAUCAGCCCCAUGUCUGCCUUCGUGGACAACCAUCACGAGUGGUUUCGUUUCAGUGGGCGUAUCCUGGGCCUGGCUCUGAUCCACCAGUAUCUGUUGGAUGCCUUCUUUACCCGCCCGUUCUACAAGGGCCUGCUGCGUAUCCCGUGUGACCUGAGUGACCUGGAGUUCCUGGACGAGGAGUUCCACCAGAGUUUACAGUGGAUGAAGGACAACGACAUCGAGGACAUGCUGGACCUCACCUUCACCGUCAACGAGGAGGUCUUCGGGCAGAUCACAGAGAGAGAGCUGAAGCCAGGCGGUGCAGGUAUUCCAGUGUCAGAGAAGAAUAAGAAGGAGUACAUCGAGCGUAUGGUUAAGUGGCGCAUCGAAAGGGGUGUGGCUCAGCAGACUGAGAGCCUGGUGCGAGGCUUCUAUGAGGUGGUGGACGUGAGGCUGGUGUCUGUGUUUGAUGCCAGAGAGCUGGAGCUGGUGAUUGCUGGCACUGCAGAGAUCGACCUGGCCGACUGGAGGAACAACACAGAGUACAGAGGAGGUUACCAUGACAACCACAUAGUCAUCCGCUGGUUCUGGGCAGCAGUGGAGAGGUUCAACAAUGAGCAGAGACUCCGACUGCUGCAGUUUGUGACAGGCACCUCCAGUAUUCCCUAUGAGGGCUUUGCCUCCCUCAGAGGUAGCAAUGGACCACGGAGGUUCUGUGUGGAGAAGUGGGGCAAAAUCACCUCCUUACCCAGGGCUCACACAUGCUUUAACCGUCUGGACCUCCCACCGUACCCUUCGUUCUCCAUGCUCUAUGAGAAGAUGCUGACAGCCGUGGAGGAAACCAGCACCUUUGGCCUGGAGUAAACUCUCCAAAAUGGCUGCCACAGCCAGGGGUCGAAUUGGGGAAGAACAAUUGUGGAGAGGAAAUCACCUUAGCUUGAGGCGAGACAGUACUCACAGUACACAAUGGAAACUGAAUAGACAUCUACCAGAAAUGAUCAUUUUGGAGAAGCAACAAAACUUUUGGGGACAAUUUCACCACCAAGACAAUCCCAAUUUGCCCCCCCCCCCCCC